ACGAAAAAAGAUAGAAAUGAUGGUUUAAUUGUUUUUCCGGUUUUCCGUUCAAAAUUAAUGUUUAGAAAUGAUUCAGCUUCUUUACAUUGUUGCAAGCCUACAUUUAUUACUUUGUCCAUUCACUAAAGUAGAGGAAAGUUUUAAUAUUCAGGCUGUGCAUGAUAUUUUAUAUCACCGACAUAACCUUUCAGAGUACGACCACAAUGAGUUCCCGGGAGUUGUGCCGCGAACAUUUAUUGGUCCGCUCAUUAUUUCGAUGCUGUGUUCUCCAGCUGUUGGUGUUUUAUUUCUUUCUGGGUUCAAUAAAUUUUGGGUCCAAUACGCGGUUCGCUUGACCCUGGCACUGACAGUAAUUGUAACAUGGAGUAGACUAAGGAAUGUGAUACAGAAACAGUUUGGAAACACUUUUGCCUGGUGGUACUCGCUCAUCACAAUCACUCAAUUCCAUUUCAUGUUUUACAUGAGUCGACCAUUACCUAACAUAAUGGUAUUACCCUUAGUGUUGCUGGCUUAUGAGGGGUGGUUUUCUGGUAGCAACAAACAAUUCAUAAUAUCAGCAGGUGCAGCUAUUGUAAUAUUCAGAUCUGAGCUAGCAAUGCUCUUUGGAUUAUUCCUCAUUAUGAAUUUGUAUACAAGAAAAAUAGACAUUAAGACGCUAUUCAAAAUAGUUGUACCUGCCGGAAUUGGUCUGAUUGCCAUAACAGUGAUCAUAGAUUCCAUAUUCUGGGGUCGGUUGCUGUGGCCCGAAGCGGAAGUUUUAUGGUACAACACAAUCUUAAACAAAAGCUCAAAUUGGGGCACAUUACCAUUCCUAUGGUAUUUCUAUUCAGCUCUGCCCCGUGGCCUUGGACCAAGCUUUAUACUCAUUCCAGUCGGCGUUUACCUAGACAGAAGACUUGUACCAGUUAUAGCCCUAUCUUUUUCUUAUAUACUUCUAUAUUCGUUUCUUCCACACAAGGAACUUCGAUUUAUUAUUUACGUGUUUCCUUUGCUCAAUUUGGCUCCAGCAAGUGUUAUUUCUCAUGUAUACGUGCGGAGACAAAAAGCGCCUGUUUAUGAAUUAUGUUUUUGGGCAUCAAUCUUAGUUCUCAUCGGCAACUUGAUUAUGACUUUAGCUUUCGUUUUAGUCGCUAUGACCAAUUACCCAGGUGGUGCAGCAAUUACAAGGUUCCACAAAUUGGUGAAAAAUGAGCCAUACGUGAAUGUACACAUUUGCAAUCUCGCGGCUCAAACUGGAGUUUCUCGUUUCACUCAAAUUCACGAUAAUUGGUUGUAUAAUAAAACUGAAAAUUUAGAACCACAUCAGCUCGAAGACUACACUCAUCUCUUAAUUGAAGCUAAAAGCAAAUAUUCAUCGAGUGUCAAAGCAUUAUCUGAAAGCCACGAAAUCUUAGAUAGCAUUGAAUCGUUUUCACAUAUCACUAUAAAUUAUAAGUUUAUACCACCAAUAAAAAUAAAGACAAAACCUGCCCUGUUCAUUUUAGAGAGAAAGAAUUUUAGAGAAUAUCCAUAUGGGCUAGUGAAAGAUGAUGGUAAUCUGCCAUAUAGUAUUGAAAAUGAAAUAUUAACAAACGAAGAUUCACUGGAACAAAAAGAGUUAUUAUAUGACAUAAAUGAAGAAAACAUUGAAACUCAUGCCUUAGAUAAUUCUCAUGAAGUUAAUGAGAAAAUUGUUACAAUAAAAAACGUGGAACAGGUAACUAAUGUGUUGAUAGUAGAUAGUACUGCUCCUGAUGUUCCCAAAACAUCGGAAGAUCUUAAAGAAGAUGUCUCAGCAGAAAUCAAAGAUAGGUUAACGAAAGAAGAUUCGUCAAAAUUAAAAGCCAAAAAAGCCUUUGAUGACUUAAAAUUGUUAAGGCAAGCCAGGAAAAAGAAAGCCAUUGAAAAAAUUAAAACGGAAACUCGCAAAGAAGUCGUUCAAUCGGCAAAAGAUAAACUAAGAGAAAUAAUGAAACGCCACCAACAUAUCGCUGAAGAAAUAUCAGAAAAAAAAGAUAUCAUAUCAGAAGUGUUAGUUUUGGAUGACUCUGUAAGUAAACCAGAAGAAGACGGAAGAGGAGAUAUACCGGAAUUAGAAGAUGUACGUGGUGAAGAAGAGUUAGAAAAUCAAGAUCAUACAGAACCACCCAAAGAAACAUUGGGAAACAUAGUUGAACUAAGCGAAGAAAAUCCUACGAACGAAAAUCUAGAUGCUAUAGUAGAAGAGGUUAUAGUGAGACUUAUAGAUAGAAAAAUAUAUGAUGAUAAAACAAAACCAGAAGAUAUUAAGGCUGAAGAUAGAAAGAUGAUACAAAAAAUUGUAGAAGAAGUUAUCUCUGAACGAAUGAAUUAUACUAAAAGUGAGACUUGAUUAAUGUAAUAUAUGUUGUUGAAGUUUGUACAUCUUUACUAAAGUAAGAUCUAUUUGUUAUUUGUCUCUCUCUGUCAUAGUUCACAUAUUGAUGAUGACCUUACCUUUUGUACUUAUUGUUCACAAGCCCAGGUUUUUUUUUACUACUUUGUAAGUCUGUUGCUCAUUUUAUAGUUGUUCAUGAUAUUGCUUUGUAGUUAUAUUAAACAACAGUUCUUGUAUACUUAUUGUUUUAAUGUGAUUUGUAUUUUAUAGUGUUAAGGCUAAUGUUGCAUUUCUUGCUUUUAAAUAUUCGUUUUUCUAGUCAAGUAUCUCGUUAGUUAGUUCUAUGCAUCGAAACUUUAUGUUAUUAAAGGUGUAUUUAUAUUUGUGCAUGGAGUCAUCAAAUGUCCAUAACACUCAUCCUUCGUGUCAAUUACAUUUUUAAAGGAAAUAUUGUGAAGUUUUAAUGUCUAUAGCAUCUAAUGAAAAAUUUUAAAUGUCGAACCUUAAGUGAUUAGAUUUAUAAUACGUUUUACGGCCAAGAAAAUUUAUGGUACUUUUUUGUAGUUCUAAUUUUUAUUAUUUUCGUAAUGUUGUGUUGUUUGUAUAUCAAUUGUAUUUUAUGCUGAAUUUUAUUAAAUAAAAACAGAAGAUAUGUGUGUUGACUACAUAUUUUAUUUCUCUCCUUACUCUUACAACUAUUACAAACAUAUCAAGUGUAUACCAUGUUGCGACAGUGAGUUUUGUUCGAAUCAUAUCGUACACAAAAGUUAAAUCUUCGAAUGUGAUUAUAAACUUCAGUUCGAACAGUUGGUUUUAGCCCACUUAUCUAUUGCUAAAAAUAAAACUUUAU
Messenger RNA from Bombyx mandarina (wild silkworm), 3185 nucleotides. It is a transcript of the gene Alg12, whose product is annotated as Alg12 alpha-1,6-mannosyltransferase. Lineage: Eukaryota; Metazoa; Arthropoda; Insecta; Lepidoptera; Bombycidae. The record is from RefSeq and is a predicted model, not a curated record. Gene Ontology annotation, molecular function: alpha-1,6-mannosyltransferase activity. Gene Ontology annotation, cellular component: endoplasmic reticulum membrane. Gene Ontology annotation, biological process: protein N-linked glycosylation.